This is a messenger RNA of Moneuplotes crassus, 1063 nucleotides long. The record is from the annotation of a GenBank genome assembly. Lineage: Eukaryota; Ciliophora; Spirotrichea; Euplotida; Euplotidae.
AUGAAUUACGACUCUUCAUUAGCUAAAGAAUCUCACAUAACGAAGACCACCCAGACUAUAGAAGCAGUUAUUCCUAAUGUAUCCUCCAAGCCAAGAAUCCUGAAUGUAGACCAGAUGCUUGAAGAAGCAGGAGGAUUUGGCAAUUGGAGUUUGGUUGUAUUUCUUUAUGGAUCAAUAUCCUCUCUAGGCCUCACAAUAUACUUCGCUAGUCUUCCAUUUUUAGAGCUAGUUCCUCGUCUUGAAUGCAAGCAAGGAAGCCAGUGGAUUGAAUGCACAAAACAGGAUAUUUGUCAUAAUGGAGAGCUGGCAGAUGAGAGCCUUUGGAGAGUGGAUUAUACAGACCAAUUCUCCUUUAGAAACUGGAUGACAGAGCUUCAGCUGUAUUGUUAUUCAGAUUUUUGGAUAGGGUUAUUUGGAUCUCUCUGAAUUCUAGGUGUUGCUUUAAAUGGAGUAAUUCUAAAACAAGCUGAUCAUUUUGGAAGAAGAAAAAUGCUGAUAUUUACCUGCAUAGCUCAAACAAUGUCAUGCUUAGUACUGUUUUACACAACGAGCAUAUAUGUAAUCUAUGUAGUCUUAUUUUCAGAAGGACUUCUCUUCUCAAAGAACUAUCUUGUUUAUAUUUAUUGUGUUGAAGUGAUUUGAUCGAAGCAUCAAGUAUUUUAUGGAGCUAUUGUCUUAGCAAUGGAAGCAACUAUUCCGAAAGUAUUGAACGUAGCAUAUUUAUAUUUCUGAAAUCCAGAAACAAGAGAUCUUUGUAAUUUCUGAAUUUAUGGAGCAGUGACAGCUCUAAUCGCAUUAUGUUUCUCAUUAGUUAUUCCUGAGUCUCCGAGAUAUCUGUAUGAGAAGAAAAUGUGGAAAGAGCUUAGAGAGGCAAUCUCUUUUAUUGCUAGCUUUAAUAAGGUUGAAAUGGACGAGGCUUAUUUAAUUGAUGAACAAGAGAAAGAUAACUCUGAUUCUCAGAGAUUGUUGUUAGCAACCCAUGAAAAGUCUAAUAUUCAAGAUCAAGCUCUUUAACACUGACAUUCAUAGGUAGAAGUUAAAAACAUUGUAGAGGAAGAAUACU